Molecule: messenger RNA, 2688 nt
Organism: Diaporthe amygdali
Lineage: Eukaryota; Fungi; Ascomycota; Sordariomycetes; Diaporthales; Diaporthaceae
Product: chitin synthase I
Exons: 3
Coding region: 1-2688 (895 amino acids)
Cellular component (GO): cell septum; cell periphery
Molecular function (GO): chitin synthase activity
Source: RefSeq, a predicted model, not a curated record
AUGGACCCUCAUGCCCACAGGACGCCUUCGCCGGGCCACCCGCUCCAGCAUGGCUACCAACUCGACGACAAUCCCUAUGGCCAGAACCCAUCCUCGUCGCACCUUCAAAUGCCCUUGGGUCCGCCCGGUACUGGCAGGACGUACACCCCUGCAGAUUCCCUACACAUGCAAACAGCUCAAUCAAUGGAGAACAUCGGGGGCCGUAACUACGACCAGCACGUUGGAUACCAAGACUAUGCUGUUAACCCCGAGGCCCACCACGACGGCUACUACAACCAACCUUACGAACCCCAGCCGCAGGCAGCGCAACCGGGCUUUGAGCAAGGUUUCGAGUAUGAUGAUAGACGACCAAUGCUGCAACACCAAGAUUCUAGUAUUAGCGCAGCCUACAGCGACCAGCCUCAGCAGCAACAACAGGGAGGAGGGCUCAAGCGCUGGAAGACCGUGAAAGAAGUGUUGUUAUAUCGAGGCAACUUGGUGUUGGACUGCCCUGUUCCGCCGAGGCUGCUGAAUCAGGUCCCCCACGGCGACCGAGACGAGUUCACCCACAUGCGAUACACAGCAGCAACUUGCGAUCCAAACAAUUUCUACGACGAGAACUUCACCUUGCGACAGAAGCUGUUCAGCAAGACCAGACACACGGAAUUAUUCAUUGUCGUCACAAUGUACAACGAAGAUGAGAUCCUUUUCGCCAGGACCAUGAUCGGUGUGCUCAAGAACGUGGAGUACAUGUGCAAGCGAACCGAGAGCAAGACCUGGGGCAAGGACGCUUGGAAGAAGAUCGUGGUUUGCAUUGUCAGUGACGGUCGUGCCAAGAUCAACCCCAGGACGAGGGCCCUCCUCGCUGGUAUGGGCGUGUACCAGGAGGGCAUUGCCAAGCAACAGGUCAACAAGAAAGAUGUGACGGCUCAUAUCUACGAAUACACGUCACAGGUUGGCAUGCAGAUCAAGAACGAUGUCGUCCAGUUGGUGCCGAAGCAGCAGCCGGUCCAAUUGCUGUUUUGUUUGAAGGAAAAGAACCAGAAGAAGAUCAACUCCCACCGAUGGUUCUUCAACGCUUUCGGUCGUGUUCUGGACCCCAACAUUUGCGUUCUGAUUGACGCAGGAACAAAGCCUGGCGGUAACUCAAUUUACCACCUUUGGAAGGCUUUUGACCUAGAACCAAUGUGUGCUGGUGCUUGUGGAGAGAUUAAGGCUAUGUUGGGUACUGGUGGCAAGAACCUUGUCAACCCACUGGUUGCUGCCCAGAAUUUCGAGUACAAGAUGAGCAACAUCCUCGACAAGCCACUUGAGUCCGCGUUCGGCUUCAUAUCGGUGUUGCCGGGUGCCUUCUCAGCAUAUCGAUAUGUUGCUCUCCAAAAUGACAAGAAUGGUCUGGGUCCUCUGGAGAAGUACUUCGCCGGCGAGAAGCUCGAGGGUGCUGGUGCGGGUAUCUUCACUGCGAACAUGUAUCUCGCUGAAGACCGUAUUCUGUGCUUCGAGCUUGUCACUAAGCGGAAUUGCCAUUGGAUCCUCCAGUACGUCAAGUCGGCCACUGGUGAGACUGAUGUUCCCGAUACCGUUACCGAGCUCAUUCUGCAACGACGUCGGUGGCUGAACGGGUCUUUCUUCGCUGCCAUCUAUGCUAUUGCACACUUCUACCAGUUUUUCCGCUCGGAUCACUCCCUGAUGCGGAAGCUGGCCUUCUUUGCUGAGUUCACGUUCAACACUAUCAACAUGAUCUUCGCGUGGUUCGCUAUUGGCAACUUCUUCCUGGUCUUCAAGAUAUUGACAACCAGUCUGGGCGACGACACACUCCUGGGCACCGCUGGCAGUAUUCUCGGCGUCGUAUUUGAAUGGCUAUAUGGCAUCUCGCUCAUGACUUGUUUUGUUCUCUCAAUGGGUAAUCGACCAGCUGGUUCGGGGCCAUACUACAUGGCAAUGGUCGUCUUCUGGGCAAUCAUCUUUAUCUACCUGAUGUUUGCGGCCAUUUACAUCUCUGUGGUAGCCAUCCAGACGGACAUCAACGACGCCGACGGUUUCAAUGUUACCGAUCUCUUCAAGAACCAAGUCUUCUACACGUUGAUUGUCUCGGUUAUGUCGACCUACGGAAUCUGGCUGAUUGCCUCGCUUCUCAUGUUCGACCCUUGGCACAUGAUUACGUCUCUUGUGCAGUACAUGCUGCUGACCCCGACCUUCACCAACAUUCUCAACGUUUACGCCUUCUGCAAUACCCAUGAUAUUUCGUGGGGAACUAAAGGUGAUGACAAACCGGAAAAGCUGCCGUCAAUCGAUCUCAAGGACGGCCAAGGCAAGACGGAUCUUCCCGAUGAGGGCGAUCUGAACGCCCAGUAUGACCGCGAACUGCAGGUCUUCAGUCGUAAGCCUGUUAAGGAUUCCAAACCCCCCACGGCUGCUCAGCUCGACGAAAAGCAACAGGACUACUACCGUGGUGUUCGUACAGUGGUCGUCCUGGCAUGGAUGAUUUCCAACUUUGCGCUGGUCGCGGUCGUAUUGAGUGCUGCUGGUUUGGAAAAGAUCGGGACGUCAGCAAGUACCACUCAAGACUCAGAUGCGGCGGACAAGGCAGAAACGACUAGGACGACCAUCUACAUGGCCGUGGUGCUUUAUUCCGUGGCUGUGCUCUCGGGUUUCAAAUUCCUCGGCGCAAUGUGGUUCCUCGUGGUCAGGAUGUUUAGGGGUGUCUGA